GCAGAAGCACAGAAGAAGAUCGAGAAAUUGUAUACGGAAGUCAACAUGUAUUCAUGUAUGCUUCGUGGUGUGAAUAGGCUUUAAAUCAUCACAUAGACUCGAGAGAUUGCGAGUGAAUAGCUGUACCAUGACGCUUGAUGUUCUGAAACGAUGUGUAAACACCUACCAAGUGCAACGUGAUAGUUAAGCGGGAUCAAGAAGUGCCAGGAAGAUUGUCAGAAUGGGACAGCGGAAAACGACUAGCUCUCGAGCACAUCCCCGCACACCUGACACUUGUUCUGCGCGCACGGGUGCUCUCAAAGCAGACGGCGACGGCCCGGUGGCGGUGAAACACAGCAUCUGUAUGGUGUCGGACUUCUUCUACCCGAACAUGGGCGGUGUGGAGAGCCACAUCUACCAGCUUUCCCAGUGUCUCCUGGAGAAGGGACACAAGGUCGUCAUAGCAACGCACGCCUACGGCGACCGGCGUGGAAUCCGCUACCUGACCAACGGGCUGAAAGUGUACUACUUACCUCUGCAGGUGAUGUAUAACCAGUCGACAGCCACCACCUGCUUCCACAGUUUGCCUCUGCUCAGGUGUGUGUUCGUGCGGGAGUGCGUGACGGUGGUGCACGCUCACAGUUCCUUCUCGGCGCUGGCGCACGACGCGCUCUUCCACGCCAAGACCAUGGGUCUGAACACGGUGUUCACCGACCACUCCCUGUUCGGCUUCGCCGACGUCAGCUCGGUGCUGACCAACAAGCUGCUGACGGUGACGCUGUGCGACACCAGCCACGUGGUGUGCGUCUCCUACACCAGCAAGGAGAACACCGUGCUGCGCGCCGCCCUCCCGCCCGACCGCGUCUCCGUCAUCCCCAACGCCGUCGACCCCGCGCAGUUCACCCCCGCCGACCCCGGUCGCCGCGACGACGCCCGCAUCACCGUAGUGGUGGUGAGCCGCUUGGUCUACAGGAAGGGGAUUGAUUUACUAGGCGGGAUCAUUCCAGUGCUUUGUGCAAAGCACCCUGAUCUCUGCUUUCUGAUUGGUGGAGAGGGACCCAAAAGAAUAGUUCUGGAGGAAGUGAGGGAGAAGUACCAGCUGCACGACCGGGUGCGUUUGCUGGGGGCACUGGACCAUAAGGACGUGAGGGAUGUGCUGGUCCAAGGCCACAUCUUCCUCAACACCUCCCUGACCGAGGCCUUCUGCAUGGCCAUCGUGGAGGGCGCCAGCUGUGGUCUACAGGUGGUUAGCACGCGUGUUGGGGGUAUUCCUGAGGUUCUUCCCGAUGAGUUGGUGACAUUGUGUGAGCCCACCGUUCGGUCGCUAUGUGAGGGCCUGGAGACGGCCAUCGCUAGGCAACAGGAAGGCAGCGUCCCCUCCCCGGAGACCAUCCACAAGCAGGUGCGCGCCCUCUACACCUGGAGGAACGUGGCCGACCGCACGGAGAAGGUGUAUGACCGUGUCGCUGGGCAGGAGGUGUUGUCGUUGGACCGGCGUGUCCUGCGCCUGCGCUCUCACUGCGGCUCCGUGGCGGGUUCCGUCUUUGCGUUCUUCGCCGUGCUGGACUUCCUCUUCCUGCUGCUGCUGGGCUGGCUCAUCCCCGAUGAUGUCAUAGACGUCGCCGUGGACGCGUCCGGCCCCAACAGCCGUUGGAGGCGGGACGUGAUCAAAAAAAAGAACUGAGAAGCCAAUCACAGCACCACAUCCCCACCUAUGACCAAUCACUGGCGAGACCUACAUCGUGUGUGUUUGCUGUUCCUUCCUCCUCCUCUCU
Molecule: messenger RNA, 1754 nt
Organism: Clupea harengus (Atlantic herring)
Lineage: Eukaryota; Metazoa; Chordata; Actinopteri; Clupeiformes; Clupeidae
Product: phosphatidylinositol glycan anchor biosynthesis, class A
Exons: 8
Coding region: 221-1663 (480 amino acids)
Biological process (GO): GPI anchor biosynthetic process
Cellular component (GO): glycosylphosphatidylinositol-N-acetylglucosaminyltransferase (GPI-GnT) complex
Molecular function (GO): phosphatidylinositol N-acetylglucosaminyltransferase activity
Source: RefSeq, a predicted model, not a curated record